AUGUUUAUGUCUGAUUUAUUAAGGAAAUAUUUUUCUAGUGUAAACAAACGAUAUCAAAAUAUAUAUAUCAUCAAAACCAUUGAAACUAUCGAAACCCUCUCUUUGCCUAUUCUUCUCUUUUCAUCUGUCUUCUUCGUCGUCACCGAACCCGCCGUUGAUUCCUCCUCACCGAAGUGGAGCAUUACGGUUGAUUCCUCCUCACCGGCUAACGAACACCGCCGUCGAUUCCGGCAUGGAUUCAGAGUUGCCUAA
Messenger RNA from Arabis nemorensis, 252 nucleotides. NCBI's taxonomy places the organism in Eukaryota, Viridiplantae, Streptophyta, Magnoliopsida, Brassicales, Brassicaceae. The record is from the annotation of a GenBank genome assembly.